Pseudoliparis swirei is the source of this 2040-nucleotide messenger RNA. RefSeq names its product 5-hydroxytryptamine (serotonin) receptor 5A, genome duplicate b (gene htr5ab). The transcript has 3 exons. Gene Ontology annotation, cellular component: plasma membrane. The record is from RefSeq and is a predicted model, not a curated record. Lineage: Eukaryota; Metazoa; Chordata; Actinopteri; Perciformes; Liparidae. Gene Ontology annotation, biological process: adenylate cyclase-activating adrenergic receptor signaling pathway. The coding region runs from base 255 to 1295 and encodes 346 amino acids. Gene Ontology annotation, molecular function: G protein-coupled serotonin receptor activity.
CUCGGUUCCCCCCGCCGACCACCGCAUGGUUCAUUCCAGAGGCUCGGUGUCCUCAGCGCGAGGCGUGUUGCUGCCGUCUUCAACACGGGGGCCAGCCGGUUCACUCACUCCGCCGACAAGCGCAUCGCGAUGGAGAGGUUCACGCCGAGCACACGUCUCCUCGUGCAGGACUGCUAAAUGGUAUGCAUCAACCGUCUGCAGAAACUGUCUCUGAAUCAUCUGGGCCCUCGGCUGUGGGGCCGUGAGCAGCUACCAUGACGUAUCCCAACACCAGCAUAUUGAAAGCCAACUUCAGUGGACCCUUUGACGGCCGUGACUCCGGGGGAAACAUCUACCGGCCUUUUUCUGUUUUCAGCGUGCUCACUCUUACAUUACUGGCAAUGCUGGUGGCGGCCACCUUUGUGUGGAACUUGUUGGUGCUGGUGACCAUCCUGAGGGUGAGGACAUUCCACCGGGUGCCACACAACCUUGUGGCUUCCAUGGCCAUCUCCGACGUGAUGGUGGCCGCUCUGGUCAUGCCGCUCAGCCUCGUCCAUGAGCUCAACGGCCGGCUGUGGAAACUGGGCCGGGUGCUUUGCCAGGUGUGGAUUUCCUUCGACGUGCUCUGCUGCACAGCCAGCAUCUGGAACGUUACGGCCAUCGCUCUGGACCGCUACUGGUCCAUCACCAGGCACCUGGAGUACACGCUCAAGACGCGCAAAAAGAUCUCCAACGUGAUGAUCGCACUCACGUGGCUGCUGUCCUCCAUCAUUUCCCUGUCGCCUCUUUUCGGCUGGGGGGAGACCUACACAGAGGGGAUGAAGUGCCAGGUGAGCCAGGACCCGUCCUACACCAUCUUCUCCACCUUCGGAGCGUUUUAUCUGCCACUUUGUGUGGUUCUCUUUGUUUAUUGGAAGAUCUACAAGGCUGCCAAGUUUCGGAUUGGUUCCCGCAAGACCAACACAAUAACACCCAUGGCUGAGGUAAAGGACGAAGCGCAUCAGCCGCAGAUGGUGUUCACUGUGCGCCACGCCACCGUGACCUUCCAGACCGAUGGCGACACAUGGCGUGAGCAGAAGGAGAAGAAAGCGGCGCUAAUGGUCGGCAUCUUGAUCGGCGUGUUUGUACUUUGCUGGAUCCCCUUCUUCAUCACCGAGCUCAUCGUCCCACUGUGCUCCUGUGACAUCCCGCCCAUCUGGAAGAGCAUCUUCCUGUGGCUGGGAUACUCCAACUCCUUCUUUAACCCGCUCAUAUAUACCGCCUUUAACAAGAACUACAACAAUGCCCUGAAAAACCUCUUCUCCCGGCAGCGCUGAGCCGCUCGGCGCGCUGGGCAGACGCACUACACCAGCAUCCACUGCACAGUGUUACUCCUCCAGGCAGAGGAGAACGGACCCGUCUGUACCCGUCACUCAAUCAUCCGUCAGAUGGAUGAUAACCAGAGACCGUCUGAAAAACUGUCUUUAACGAUCUGUGUUGUUAUUUUUGUCUUGUUUAUUACCCUGCUGACAUCACAGCUGGACUGAAACGGGUGUCUGAGCUACUGUGUCUACAAAAAGCGGAAAAGAUUAAGGAAGCCGUGUUAACUCCCUCGUAAACAGUUUCAUCAUAUGUUGUCAUAUAUAUCCGCUGCUGGGAAUCAUUUCAAAGUAAAGCUGGAAGAAAUAUUGAAGAAAGAUAUUUUUGAGCUGCACAAAGGAACCCGAUAAAUAAUCUCCCAAGAACAAAUUGUUUAUUAUUUUCUCAACUAUACACAACAAAAUGCUCAUAAUUGUAGAUGAUGAAAGAAAUAUAUUAGAUUUUUAGAAAAGGAAGAUUAUCUGGAAAUCCCUUCAGUAAAGAAACAACCUCACACAAACUCCCUGGCUUCACAAAAAAACUUGACAAUUACCUCCUUUAGAGGGACUUUUUGGGAAAUCCAUACUUGUUUUCAAAAAAGCAAACACAAAAGAAGUGGACAACUGAUGUGUUAUUGUGUCAGUGUUGUUUUCAAUGUGUGGAUGUUUCCCUCCACAGAAACCUUGGCUGAGGAAAUUGACAAUAAACGAGCCCUCGAUUUGA